AUGUUUAGUACUACAGGAGGUUUAGAAUCGAAAAAGGACAAACAAGUUUUUGCUGAAAGCCAUAAUUCGUUAAUUCAAAGUAGUAGUUUAUUUACUUACUUUUCUCAGUAUUUCAAACCUGAUAAGAUAUGUGUGGACCAGGAGACAAUUAAAAGGCAACAUUCUUUGUCUGGUCAAACAGAAUUAUACUAUACUUACAACCAAGUUGCAACUAAUCUGACUUCAAAAGACAAAAAAACCAAUAUUAGUAAGGUUAACACCCUGAUUAGCACGAAAACUUCAAGGAAUAUGCAGUCAAUGACCUUAAAUAAAUCUUAUACUUUUACCGAAAAGACACUACCUAAAAACUUAAACGACAACCAAAACACUAAAGAUCAUUUUAAAGUAAGCAAUAGCCUCUAUAAACUAUUUAAAAAAAAUUUUACGGAGAGAUUUAUUAAUUUUUUUAAUUACAAACAUUUAUUUGACUGCUGUAAACAAUCUGAAGGGGAUAACAAAUCAGUUUCCAAAUAUGACAGCGUCAGAAAUCUGAAGAAAUUCUCAGGACCAAAUAGUCACCUUAACAAAAAUAGUAUAUACCGAGGGAAAAAACAAGAAAUAGGGCUUAUUAAUAACCAUACCAAAAUUGAAAAAGAGAUAUCUACCAGCUUCAAGCAGUUAAAAGUUUCUGUCACCACUGAAAAAUCAAAAUUAAAUUCUGCAAAUUCUAGCGGAAGCAAAAUCUGUUUGACCAGCUUUAAGAUACCUUUAGUUCAAGAAAAUCCUUUCGAAUCUGCUUCUAAAAAAGAGGAACACUCACCUGAAACACCAAAUAAAUUAGGCAUAGAUUUAAAAGAAUCUGGAAAAGUACUUGAUCCUGUACGGGUAAAAAAGGUUUCUUCUACCCUAAACAAAACUAAAAAAUGGAAUGUCACACAAGAACUCCGAGAUUACGACUGUAAUAACGGUUUAAAUAAAAAAAAACUAGGCAAAGGUAAUAAUAAACACAAAGGACCUUAUGAAGGCAAAUAUAUAAAUACAAAUGGUGCCUUAAACUUAUCAAUUGAAAACGAGCAAGCUACUUAUAGUUAUCACACUAUGUUUAACGAUAUAAAUGGUGAUUGUUCUACACUUACUGACGAAAAUGUAAAUAUUACAUAUUUUUUUUGUAACCCUGACGAUAGCUCUACUGAAGAAGACAUAAGACAAGAGCCACUAGUGUCUCCAGCUUUAUCAUCCAAAAAGAAAAUUGAAACCUCUCAGUUACCAAUACAAAGUAAUAAGGAACAGUGCUCAGCCUCACGCUCACUAAGAGCCCCGGCAAAAACGCAACUACCAGCUAUUUCGCCUUAUCAAAACCAAAAUAACAAACUUUAUCAAUUAAACUCUACACAACCCAUAAAAAAGGAUGUAGCCCUUAUGAAUCCGAAAAGGAUCCAAGCAAAGAGUGCUUAUAGCCAAAAGCUAGACCGUCACCAGAGACAUAGAGGUACCCAGAAAACUUCAACAUCUUGCAAACCUCAAGAUGAAAGCUAUACUAUUCCACUUACCCAUCUUAGCCCCCAGCAGUGCGCUAUAAUUUUUAGUUGUAGCAGUAGUAAUAUCGCGAACUGCAGUGAUAGUCCGGAGCUUAUAAAACCCUGUAACCUUCCUGAAAAAGAAUAUUUCUCUCCUUUUUACGACACUUUACCGCAGCUGAAUGCAGAAGUCUUAAAACCUUUGUCCUUAACGUUACCUUGUAAUUCAGUACCUUCUAUUUUUUACUGGUCAAAUUUCUUGAACUAUAAUCCUUCACACUCUCGCAUCAGUUUGCAGCUGGUUAUUGACGAUUUGAAUGAUACAAGUUCCAGCGAUGACGAAGAAGAGAACUCCAUCGAUAAUAAAGAGGCUCCUGUUAACAGCCUAUCGGAUAGCACUUUUCUGAAAGUUUCUACUCAAAAAAUGAGUAAAGUUAAAACCCCUAACUUUGUAACAGAGGAAGAGUUCAAAAAAGACAUGAAAGUUAUUAAAAUUUUUUUAGAGGUUAUUCAGCAGAAAACAUUGUUUUUAUUAAAGGAACACGCGCAAAAUUAUACUACUGAACAAACCAAAAAAAUAUAUACUGCUUUAAAUGAACCUUUGACUUGUGUUGCGUGCAGUCCCUCUUGGCUUUCUUUUUAG
Messenger RNA from Zophobas morio, 2139 nucleotides. RefSeq lists its product as uncharacterized. The transcript is spliced from 3 exons. The coding region runs from base 1 to 2139 and encodes 712 amino acids. NCBI's taxonomy places the organism in Eukaryota, Metazoa, Arthropoda, Insecta, Coleoptera, Tenebrionidae. The record is from RefSeq and is a predicted model, not a curated record.